Messenger RNA from Wyeomyia smithii (pitcher-plant mosquito), 11812 nucleotides. RefSeq names its product bromodomain adjacent to zinc finger domain protein 2B-like. The record is from RefSeq and is a predicted model, not a curated record. The transcript has 30 exons. Lineage: Eukaryota; Metazoa; Arthropoda; Insecta; Diptera; Culicidae. The coding region runs from base 1296 to 10430 and encodes 3044 amino acids. Gene Ontology annotation, molecular function: DNA binding; protein binding.
CAGUCAGUCUCUCGUUUGUCGUCGUCGGUGACUCGUCGCGCGUUGGUAAGCGUAGUGUGAAGUUCGCGUUUCGCCGUGUGAUUGAGUUAAUUAGUGAUCAAUAAAAUUUUCUAUGCUAUAAAAGUAACAUUUUGUGCUUAGCCGUAAGUGAUCAUAGCUUGUUAUCUUUAUAAUAGAACUGUUAAUCAGCGUUGGUGAUGUUCCUGUUUGAGCAGUAUGCAUUUUUUCGUGCUCUCCGCACGCCAAAAAGGCAGCCAUUUUGACUACUCUCGGUGUGCGCUCGAUUGUGUCGCCGAACGGGGCGGGUGACCGGGUCCCGUUUUAGCAAAAGCCGCCGACCCGACCGAUGUACAGUGAAUAUACACAUAUUGGGACUGCAGGAAAAGAGACACACAGCGGCAGCGGUGCGACAAAAGCGAUCGGCGGCCAGACUGUGCAGAAUACGCGAAGACGGCGACCGCGUUCGUGCUUCGAUCCCGUGUGAGAACUAGUCAAGUGGAAUAACAAUUCUAGUAAAAAUGAUCAAAGGCACCUGUCAUCUCGUGAAAUAUCGUAUCUGUCAGGUGAAAAGUGUGCGUUACUAUUGUUACCAGAUAUGGUAACCUAAGCGUGUAAACAAACAAACAGCUGGUGUUUGGAAAGUGCGUAUGUGUACCGCUAGCCUAGUGUGAGUUAAACAUCACCCGAUGGAAGAGAAAUCUGUUGUGCUAUAAUCAUUAAUCAGAAGGUAAAAAAAAUAGAAAUUAGUGCUAGUGCGAACAUCUGCGUUCGGCUGUAAAUAUACGACGAGGGGGAAGGAAAAUAUCAAAUAAGUCCAUUAUCUCCCUCGAUACCUGUACAGAGUGCUAAAGAAUAAUUCAAAUAAUCGAUAUCGUUAAUCGAGAGUGCUACGAGAGAAAAAGAUAGAAGAAGAAUCAAGUUUGGUGCUGGUCUUGGAGCGAAGCUCAGCAAUCAGUCGCGGUGUCGUCCUAUCAGUGUGAGCGUGAAACCAAAACCCCGGCCCUGGAAUACGAAAGGGGCAGAAUCCAAUGAAUUGUAUUAAGGAAGAAAAAAUAAAUAAAAAGAAAAAAGUAACCCAAGUGAUGUAAGGAAGCGGCAGGCAGCAGGAAUCACGUGUAAAAGUUGAACACGGCUACGUACCGGUAAACGGCAUCAAGAGCAGCAAUAAGGAAGCCGGAGGAGAAUCGCGCAAAAUCUGGUUUUCUCUCCCCGAGAAACCGUCGUAGUUGUCGUCGUUGCAGCAGCGCUUGAAGCGCGCACCGGACGGCACACGCACACCUGUCAAGAUAGGGAAGAUGGACAAAGAUGGUGACAAGAAGGGUGGCGACAAAAAAGGUGGGCAAUCCGGAGCCGGCUUGGGAGGCGCAGCCGGUGUUCCGGAUCCUGCCUCACUACUUGAUGCUGCUUCGUUGUUCGCAUACUGGGGACGGGAUCCCUCGGCGAUGGCUGCUGCGGCCGCCUCGAAUCAGCUCUUCGGUUCCCAGUUCGGAAUGCCCGGUGGCCUUGGCGGUCUGAUGCCGAACGCGGCGGCCACGUCCGGUGGCGGCUCCGAUCGCUAUUCGAUGUCCCACUCGCACCCGAACACAAUGGCUGUGGCCGCAUCGCAGGCGGCUUCUCUGGCCGGUUUGCAUUCCAGUUGGUGGUCCAUGGCUCAACUCGCGGCCCAGGACUACUUCGCGCGACUGCAAGCGUCCGGUAUGUCGCAGCUACAGUUCCCGCACGGAGCUGAUUUGGCCGGUGCAUUUCCUGGUGGAUUAGGCCUUGGCGCAAUGGGUGCAGCCGGUGCUGGUGGUGCCGGCGGAACCGGCAAUGCCGGUGGUACCGGAGGUGGAGGCAGCAAUGGAAAGGGCUCCGGUGGCGGCAAAGGGAAGAAACGGGACCGAAGUAGCAACAGUAACAGUAGUAACGCCAGCAGCGGUGGAGGUGCUGGAGGAGCAAAUUCGUCAUCAUAUAAGAACUCGUCCUCCCCGUCCGUAUCGCAGGCAGCAGCAGCGGCAGCCUACAAACAGUCCCUGUACAGCCAAGCCACUCUGCACAAAGAGCUGAUGGCCAUCACGGCAGCAGCAGCUGCAGCACAAAGCCAACAACAGCAGCAAGGGUCCACUGGUGGUGGUAUCGGUGGGGGUGGUGGCGGUGGUGGUGGCGUUGGCUCCGGUAUUGGUGGCAAUAGCAAUCAGUCUGGUUCAUCAAAGUCCAAAUCCUCCUCGUCAUCCCACGGCGGUGGAAGCGGUGCUGGGGGUAGUAAUCGAGGAGGUGGCAACAAUGCCGGAAAUGAAGUUCUGUCGCUCACACGAGGAUCCUCGUCGUCACCGUCGGUCAACUCGUCAUCCAAAUCGCAGCAACCAUCACCGAACGUCACCAUCAGUGCCAGCAACAUGUCCAACUCGUCACCUGGAAACCACUUACAGAAUCUCUCACGGUCGGGAAAGGAUUCCGGGAAAGGUGGUGGAGGAGGGGGCAGUUCGGUGUCGGAUUUAGGUCUAAGUGCAUCUAUGAAUGCCCUGAGCACGCUAUCACAGUUUGGUAAUUUGGACCUAUCAACGCAGCAGAACGUUACGGCGACGAUGAAUGCAUUGGCUGCCAGCUCUGCUAAGGCGAAAGACUAUAUGUCAUCCGGAAUACUCAGUGACCCGUCUUCGUUGCUGGGAGUGCGCCUACCGCCGGACACCGAGAUUAUUAAAUAUACCAGUUCGAUCGUGGGCCCGAAAGUGUCGGGAUCAACGGGGCGUGGACGUAAGAAACCCGUUUCGUUAGAUGAAAGUUCAAUUUUUGCUCAAUUACAUGGUUUAAGUGCAGCCAAACGAGCGAGACUGGAAUCGAACGAUUUCGGACAGCAGAGUACGGUUGGAGGCUCCGGCCAGGGUGGCGGAAAUGGCACCAGUGGCGCCGGUAAUUUAUCUGGUCACGGUGCGGGGGGUUCGGGUGGCAGUAGUUCUGCGAAUACCAGCGUGAACAACGAUCGCAUUGAAGUUAUCAAACUUCCGCCUACAAUAACGUCCAACGGGGUGUACAAUGCGGGGAAAGGUAAAGACUCGAUAUCAGAUUCGGUGAAUGAGUGGGCCGGUUUGAAUCUCAGCUCAAAAUCUUCUCCUUCGAUUGCAUCAUCGCUAGCGGCGGCUGCCGCUGCUGCUGCUGCUGCAGUCAAUGAACCACAAGACGAUGCGCCGCUUAAUCUGUCGAUGAAACCGUCGAAGCCGUCCGAUAGUCGGGAAUCAUCCGUGCCCCCUUCCGGUUCGGCGACCCCCAGUGCCAAUAGUCUACAGAGUCUCAGCACCAUCACGGCAGCUCUGGGAACCUCUGGAGGAAGCUGCAAUUCGGAUACACCACGAUCUCGUCGAAAAUCCAACAACAAAAACCGCUCGGCUGCAGCAGCCUUUGCAUCCUCGUUGGCCACUGGCAACGCUUUGGGUGGCAGUGCUUCAUCCGGUGACAAUAGUAGCGCACUGAACAGCAGCAUCAGCUCACUGCUGUUGGCUGCAAGCGGUGGCAGCAGUGGCGCUGUUGGCGGUACCUCUGCUACAACUGGUAGUGGCAACGGAGCCCAAUCGGCCGGUGGAAGCGCUGCCACCGGAGCCGGUGCCACUAGCGGAGGUGGAGCCAGUGGUGUGAACAAUCAUUUGGCCGCCCAGCUCGGGCUGAACAGCUCGCUGUCCGAGCUGCUGAAGAUCUCCAAUUACGAGGAGUACGAUUAUGCGGCGCUCACUGGAUCUCAAUUCAAGGAGGGUCGUCCACGUAAUCUUGGCCGUGGAGUAUCAAAACCGAAAAAGAACACGGUGGCGUCGCUGUUGGCUCAGAGUCGGGCCGUCGGUUCGAAACCGCUGACCGCGCAGCAACUGCUUACGCAAGAGGCCGAAAUAGAAAAACUUCGCCAAGCAAUGAUCGAAGCUAGUCAAUCGAUGGACAGUACGUCUAACACCAACACCGAUAGCGAGAGUGUGGCCGAAAGUGGCAUGUCCGAAUCGGAAGGUGAAGAGCAAAUCAACGUCAAAGAGCUGCGGGUUCCUCUGGAGAAGGGCUGGCGGCGGGAAACUGUUAUUAGGGGACUCACCAAAAACGGUCAGAUCAAGGGCGAGGUAUUCUACUAUCCACCCCAGAGUUUGAAUAAAAUGAAGGGCAUGCAGCAGGUGCAAUUGUACCUGGAUCAAUUCAAACCGAAAGAUUUGACCCGGGAUAACUUCAGUUUCUCGGCAAAAGCGAUUGUGGGAACGUUUCUGCAACCAGCGCCACCACCGUAUGCAACUGACGGUGAGUACAUCAAGAUGACCGAUGUAGAGGUUGCCCGGCGAUUGGAGGAACUGAAAAUGUUCACCCGCCAUACCGCACUAGGGGUGGAACAGCGGAUCGAAAUUGCCAAACAACAGCAGGCUUUGCGAGACGCCAAGAAGAUGGCCAAGGAUGAAAUCAACAAGAACAAGGAGAAGGCUCGGCAGGCAAAAGAGGCAGAACGUAAUGAGCGGCUGGAACAGCAACGAAAGGAGCGAGAACUCAAAAAUCAGCAAGCUUUGGAGGCCAAGAAAAAACGAGAGGAAGAGCUGGCUCGGCAAAAGGCGGAGGAGGCAGCCCGGAAACAGCAGGAGAAAGAACAGAAACGGCAGCAGGCACUGCUACAGAAAGAACAGGAACUCGCCAAACAGAAAGAGCUGAUGUACGCCGUCGAAAUGGAACGUGAACGACGCCGGCAGCAUAUGGCCCUGAUCAAGCAGCUCGAACUUCGACGGAAGUUCGAAGAAAAGGAGAAAAAGAAACAUCAGGUCAUCUUGGACAAACUAAUCCAACGCGAGAAGAAGUUAGCCAUGCGAAAACGAGACACCAGUAUUCUUCAAGAGCUAAGAAAACCCCAGGAGGAUUCGGAAAUCGGCGACCAAACGGAUCUGCCUGGUUUACCUCGAAUCCCCGGCUUGAAGCUGACCGGAACCGGCUUUGCCGAUCUGCUGAUGGUGUUCGAGUUCCUGCACAACUUUGGUGAAACCCUCGGUUUCGGUGAGUCAACGGAUAUGGAAUCACUGCCAACGCUACAGUCACUGCACUCGGCACUGACCUGCGAUAACGCGCUCGAAGCCGAGGAAGAACUACUCUCGGUGAUGACACACCUGCUGGUGUGCGCUAUCGAGGAUCCUGGCAUUCCGAACCCCGGACGACACACGACACUGCUGGGGCAAACACUGCGGCAGGCUGACAUCACUCAUUCGAACGUUUCGGAAAUCCUAAGGAUAUAUCUGUAUGCUGUGGCGAUAGGCGAAGUGAAGCAACAGAGUGGCAUUAAUCUGGAGCGAGAGCGCGAGCGUCAUCAUUUGCCCACGGAGGAGGACAUCAAGACUGCCAGUGAUAAGAACAGACAGUUCUACGAACUGUUGUCGGAAAACAUGCGUUACAAACUGUCAGAGCUGCUGAAAGAUAAACCGUUCGUGUCGAUCAAUCCAACGACGAAGGCGCAGAUUUUGGCGAUGCUAUGCAACGAUCUGCUGCUAAACAAGGCAGUGUGCAGGCAGAUUGAGGGCAGCUUGGAGGCACAAGCUCAACUGAAAAAGGAGCGGUACUUGCUAGAUAAUAAAAUUAGAAAAUACAAAAUGCUGGUUGCAAGAAAGCAACGGUUGGAACAGUACGAAAAAGCACAAGCAGCAGCUCUGGAGAAAUCUCUAUCCAUGAAAGCAGCCGAGGACGCCAAACGAGCAGAGGAAGCAGCCGCUGCGGCUGUGGCUGGCGAAGGUGGCAACACAAUAAGUUCAGGCGAACAACAACCAGGGGAGGAGAAGACUGAUAGCAACGAAGUCGAAGUGAUCGAAACGGAUGUAGCACCCGCUCCGGUGGCAGCUGGUGAAGUCGAAAAUCCAACACCUCUACCGGUGCCUGAGUCAGAGCACAAUCACAAAGAUGAAGUCGGCGGUCUACACUCAAGCCAAGAACCGAUCCCGUUGAACAACGGAACUAGCACUCCAAUGGAGGAAAGCCCGAUAAAGGUUCCACCUCUUCCACAAAUGCACGAUGAAUCAUUGGUGAAGCCGAAAGAGAUGGCUUUCACCGAAAUGGGAGACAUAUCUGGCCUCAAUGUAUCGCAGCAAACUUCCGCUGCAGGUGAUCUAGAUAAUCCCUUCUCUAAAUCGAUGAUCCACGAUGCUCCGAGUGAGCGAAAUGACGAAGACAAUAGUGAUUUAGAAAGCGAAGGAACUCAGUUGGAGGAGGACGAAGACGCACAGUUAACAGCCGAGGAAGCACAAAGGAAGUAUGAUAAAAUUUUGGAGGAAUCUUUCCAAAACAAGCAACAGUUGGAGCAUGCCCUGAAUCAGCUGCGUGUAAAAUGCUUCGGUCAAGACCGCUACUGGCGUCGAUACUGGAAUCUGUCCAAGUGUGGUGGCAUUUAUGUGGAAGCUAUGGAAUCCACCCAGCCGGAUGUGAGCAAAUACGAGAAUGCCCUCGAUGAGGUGUAUGCUAGUCAAGCGGCACAAAAGGCAGCGACUGCCGCAGCAGAAGCGGAAGCGGGACAAACUAUGGAGCCAGUAGAUGAAGAAAUCCCCCCGGAAGACGAUCUGCCCCGUUUCAUCCCCACGAUAGCCGAUAUCGUUAAACGUGAUCGGGACAAAAAUAAGGAAAACAAAGAUUCCAACGAGUUCCCGCUUCACGUUGGACUAGAGGACCGCAAGCGAAAGCGUUCGGGUAGAAGUAAAAAGAAGCAUGAUUUCUACAACCAGGAGAGUGCAAACGAUAGUGAAUCUCAGGAUGUCCAAGAGGAGGAUAAUUCCAGAACCAGUUUCAGCAACUGCGAAGAAAGCCGAGCGGACUCCCAUUCCGAAGCGGAUCAUCUAACAACAUCAGUUACGACGCCGGCUGCUGCGCCAUUCGAAGAUCAACAAGCAGUGAAAGUGAUCGCCCCUGUGUCCAUCAACGUGCCACCACCCCCACCGCCUCCAAUGGUGCAACAGGAACCACCCGUACCAGCACCUAUCCCGUUGGGAAUGAAAAAGAAACGAGAGGACGACCACCUAAUGGAUAUCGAAGACUCCAUCCCCACUGCAAUUCUAGUACAAAAAGGCAACAAUCACGACGAGACGAAAAUUGUUGAGGUAAACAACCAAAUCGGAGGUGUGAACGUUAAUCGGCAGCAGCAGGAUGAUGGGGAUGUUCAGCUAGUUCAAGAAGAAACGCCUACCAUUACCAUUCCGGACGACGACACGGAAAGUGGUGACGCAAAUCGCCACCAGCCCGUCGGUAUGCUACAGGAUUGUGCCGAUCUGAACCCCAACGGCACCGGAGGUCUCGUUGGUGUAAGCAACUGUGAUAUUAAGCCAAAAUUGGAGAAUGGUGAAAUCGGUUCUGGCUGCGAAUCAGGCGAGGACGGCCACGGUAAAGCUCUCUAUGGCAACGAUGUGGAGAUGAUAGAGCUGAAGGAGGAGAAAGUGAAAGCAGAAUUUCAGCACAGCAUGAACCAAUUUCUGAUGGAACGUUGGUUUUCCAUUGUGGACAAGGACCUGCCGCUAAGCAGUACGGAGUGUCCGCUUCCCUCGCUCAAAGGAACCACACCGGCUGCACUUGCCAGGCAAAUUUAUACGAACAUCACCUGCAAAGAGAUAUGCCAGAUACAAGGCAACCGUUGGGACAUAGGUAACAAUAUUCAGUUUUUUAGCGUUCCUCUGGAGAAAGGAGUGGAUAUUCAUUUCAAAAAUGAAUCCAUUCUAUCAUCGUCCGGAUUGGAUGAGGAUGAAAUGAACGACGUUAUUGCGAAGAAAGUGAAGAAAGAACCGGAACAGUUGACCGAUCUGAAGCCGGCAUUGAAACGAGAAUCGAUUGACGAUAAUCAGUCGGAAGCAAAGCACGAUAUCAAACAAGAAGGUGAUUCGGAAGAGUUUGGAUCUUUUUCCCUUCCGGCCUACAUGACGCUCACGUUGAGUAAUUUGACUGCCUACGUACAGUGUGACCAAUUUCAGCCGUUACAAAUGACCCCUGAAGAGCGUAAACAAAUGGAAGAGAUUAAGGUGCGAGGAUGCUUGCAGAAACCGGAAGUCAGGCCGAUCGAAAAGCAGCUUCGCUACGGUUGGUGGAAAAUCAACGAAAUCGAAGAAUUAAAUGAUUUCAUCAAAUCGCUCAACCCACGAGGAGUUCGAGAGCGGAGUUUGCGGCAAAAUUUGCUAGAGUCUUUGUCCGACAGCGUGAACCUGACGACACCGUACCACGUGGCUCAUCCGAGAGCACCGCUUACUGGUUGGAUCGAGUCGGAACCGUGGAACGCGUGGAAUCCGGCAAUCGCACGACGGGUGGAAAUCGCUCUGCUAGAUCAGAUCGAAGCUAUGGAAGACAAGGUGGCAUCGGCCUCAAUGCAGAUCAAGGGUUGGCAGAUUCCCCAGCGAGAGGGAGACAGCGAUAACGAAGUCACCGAAGAUGUUACCAUCGAUAUGCUGCGGGAGCGAAUCGCCGGCCUGGAGGCGGCUAUCGAGAGGCGAUAUCUCAAACCGCCGCUGGGAAUCAAUAGUACGACGGAAGCUCAAAUGGCUGUGAUCGCACAGCAGGAAUCACAUAAUCACAGCGCAGCGUUGGCUAAUACGUCCAAUUGCUCAAACAGCUCUGAGGACGAAAACAUUCCCAAAGGGCUUGUGUCAUGGCGCGACGCGGUUGAACGAUCGGUCACUACCGCCCAACUGUCGAUGGCACUGUACGUGCUCGAAUCGUGUGUCGCGUGGGACAAAAGCAUCAUGAAGGCGAAUUGCCAGUUCUGCCAGUCGGGUGAGCAGGAGGAUAAGUUGUUGUUGUGUGACGGCUGCGAUCGGGGUUAUCAUACCUAUUGCUUUAAGCCACGAAUGGACAAGAUUCCUGAUGGUGAUUGGUAUUGUUUCGAGUGUAAGAAUAAAGCUACCGGUGAUCGAAAAUGUAUAGUCUGUGGAGGCCAGCGGCCUCCACCCUUAGGUAAGAUGGUGUACUGUGAACUAUGCCCUAGAGCGUACCAUCAGGACUGCUAUAUUCCACCUAUGUUAAAGUAUCCUAGAGGCAAAUGGUAUUGCCAAAACUGCAUCUCGAAAGCUCCGCCCAAGAAGAAGCCGCAGCGCAAACCCAAAGAGAAGCAAAACCACAACUCCUCGUCAACGCAGCUCAACCAGUCCAAUCUCAGUAAUCAAUCGGCCAAUCAGUCGCUGAACUCAUCGCACGAAGAGAUCCCACCGUCGACGACUCCAACGCACAUGCUGGGCACCCCGGUGCCUAAUCCGAACUCGAACGUUAACAUCACCCCGCUAAGUCCAGCACAUUCAGUAGCAUCCACGACCCAUGAAGAGCUGUCGUCGACUACUGCCGUCGCCCAGUGUUCCACGCCGAUGCCAACGCAGUCAGAGUUCAGCCAUCAAAGUGCUCCUCAUCCUUCACACCAUCCGCAAACGCUCGUCUAUCCACAGCAGCAGCAGUACACCAAUCUUGAGGGAACUCCGGCAUCUAGUGUAUUGAAUAGUUUUCAGCUGCCACCUCCGCCGUUGACUAAUAGCUACGAUGCCCAACAGCAACAACAGCAGCAGCAGCAACACCAACAACAUUAUCAGCAUUACUAUCAAUCUCAACCGCAACAACAGCAUCAGUAUUACCAAGCGCAGCCGCAUCUGCCACAAAUGGUCGAUUAUAAUAUGUACGCGCAGCAUCCGAUGCAAUCUCAGCAGCACAUGCUCCCGGAAUCUCAUCUGUUUCAACCAGCUGGUGGAAGCAGCAGUGCAGCCCCAGCUGUGCCCAGUAUGAUGCCUCUAGCCAACAGCCAACAACCCGCUGACAAUGGUAGCAGUAUAGAAAACAGCAGCCUAAACAUUUCAAUGGGAAGCAACGACGGUGGUUCUUCGCAGUACGAAGGGCAUCACACUCCGCAGCAGCAACCCUGCCAGGACAACAGCGGCAGCAGCAGCAUAACGACACCCGGUUCCGGUUCGGCCGGGUACUAUUCGCCGUCGAGUGCAAAUGCAUGCGCCUCCGGGUCCGGGUACGACUCGGAAAAACACUGCGAGUCCUCCGAAGAACAGCUGCCGUCGUCAGCCUCCGCCACCGGCGCAAGUGGUUCGCACAAGUCCGACAAGAAGGACCGCAAGGAGCGGGACGAGGCUCGCGAACAGGCCAAGAAGGAGAAGAAGGCCACCAAAAAGCUGAUGAAGGAGCUGGCCCCGUGCAAGACCGUGCUGGAGGAGAUGGAGGUGCACGAGGAUUCCUGGCCCUUUCUGCUACCUGUAAACACCAAACAAUUUCCGACCUACCGGAAGAUUAUCAAGUACCCGAUGGAUUUGUCGACUAUCAAAAAACGCCUGCAGGACAUGGUUUACAAAUCCCGUGACGAUUUCAUCGCCGAUGUGCGGCAAAUAUUCGACAACUGUGAGGUAUUCAACGAGGACGACUCCCCGGUUGGAACGGCUGGCCACGGGAUGCGCAAGUACUUCGAGCAGCGCUGGGCCGAACUGACGGAGAAACACUCAUCAUGAUAUCACGCCAGCAGCAGCGGAGCCACCAGCCAGAAAUCGAUUCAACCGGGUGCGGUAAUAGCACCAGCAGCAGCUGUGGUUACACCCGUACCGGGAAUGCCAUUGGUGGAAAAUUCAUUGGAACCAACGAUCCAGCAACCGCUUUCGUUGUCGUCGUCAUCAUCGUCGUCGUCAGCGUCAUCGGUGACUGUUCGGUUGGAAUCACGCAGUAGAGAAGAAAAUUUGGACCAGCAGCCGCCCGUUGUUGAGGGCUCUGCAGCUGAUCAGUGCAUAAGUACUACUGAAUCGGUGUCGGACGAAAGAGACGGCCAAUAGAAGGAGUAACGGCAGCUGGCAAGAAGAUGGGAACGAGCAGUAGUUUUUUAGGUUCACUUACUUGAUUUCGUAUUGGGAAUCUCGCCAAGCGAGAGUUAUUUCACUGUGUGAGAGAGAAAAAUACCGUUGCAGUAUUUUUUUGUAAUUUCUUCGUGCCGUGAGUAUAGUUAUUUAAUUUCUGUGAAAAUGAUUUAGUUUGGUUUAGUUUCAAAAUGAAAGCUGCAAUCCAUCGACCUUUAAAAUGGAAUCGUUCAGUAUUGUUCGGAGAAUGAUAAUAAAAGAGAAGAAGGUAACGGUAGUAAACAUUUAAAUUUUUCGGAAAGCGUUUUGGAAGUAAGAUCAAAAUUGCUAAAAUAUAUCAAAAAAUCAUAAACUCAACACUAACUUAAAUGUAUUCAAGCAAGAAAAUAGACUGUUAUACAAAUAAUGGAAAAAACGAUAACUUAUUGAAAAAAAAAAAAACAAACUACAAACUCCCUCUACCUUUAGCGUUAGCAGUUCAAACAUGAGCGUUAUACCUACUAACUGAAUAAUGAGUGAUGAAAAAGAGUUCUCUCCAAAUUGCAUCAAAUUUAGACGUGAUUGAGACCUAGAACCGUUUUGGGACACGAAGCGAACAGGUACGAGACUGUACACAGUUAAAAGGCCGCGCGUACGCUCCCAAAUGGAAACUAUAUUUUUUAAACGUACAUAUAUUUAUAACAGUCCUUGUUUCCCGCCCAAAACUCAUGUAGUAGAGAAAAGCAUAAACUGUGAGACUCGCGCACGGUGUGAGUAACGAAAUCUCCCCUCCCGAACUGUGCCGCUGCUUUGGGGCACACCACUAUUGAAUGCUUUGUGUUCCAAGGGCCAGCAGCAGCAGAUCGACACUCUGGUGUGUAAAUAGUAGCGUUUAGUUAUUUUUACCGUUAAGUGCAAGAAGUUUUAAAUAAAGGCGCAGAUCUAUUUAUAAGAAUAAUAAAACUGAAUUACUAUCUACCAUCGGCUGAGGUGGUAAUUUCAAUACGAAAGAAAGUGAUACCACUCUCAAAACACAUAGGCGGACGCAAAUAGGAGUUCUUUUUUUU